Lucilia cuprina (Australian sheep blowfly) is the source of this 2497-nucleotide messenger RNA. It is a transcript of the gene Nnp-1, whose product is annotated as ribosomal RNA processing protein 1 homolog. Gene Ontology annotation, biological process: rRNA processing. The transcript has a single exon. The coding region runs from base 132 to 2387 and encodes 751 amino acids. NCBI's taxonomy places the organism in Eukaryota, Metazoa, Arthropoda, Insecta, Diptera, Calliphoridae. The record is from RefSeq and is a predicted model, not a curated record. Gene Ontology annotation, cellular component: preribosome, large subunit precursor; nucleus; preribosome, small subunit precursor.
GCAUCAGUGGACGCAAAGAGAACACGGCAAAAUUUUUUUUAAACACGUGUUAACGCUAAAGUUUAUAAAAUUAUAAGAAAUUUACUUGAAAAUAAAGUGUUUAUAUAUUAAGAAUAAAUAAAAUAUAGAGAAUGGUAGUAAUGGCGCCCGUUAAAAAAACCAAACACAAUUCAUCAUUUCAAAAGAAAGAAGAAAAACAAAUGGAAGUUGAAGAAAUGAACGAUGAUGAAAACGGUGCAGAGGGUGAAGAUGGAGAUGAUAAAGUGCCAGAUGAUAUACAAAUUAUAGCCCAAGAAGUACAAAUCGUCAAGUCGUUGGCGUGCAAUGACUUAACUCAAAGGAAUAGGCAAAUGAAAAAAUUACGCAAAUGGCUACAGUUAAGAACGAAAUCAUCUUUUCCAUUUACUCAAGAAGAUUUUAUGAGAAUUUGGAAGGGGCUCUAUUACAAUAUGUGGUACUCCGAUAAACCUUUGGUUCAAGAAGAACUUGCCGAGCAACUUGGCAGACUUUUGGAAUGCUUUGAGGGUAACCUACAAUAUAGCGUUGAUUUCUUUGGAGCAUUUUUGAAAACAAUGUGCAUAGAAUGGUUUGGUAUCGAUCAGUGGCGUAUUGAUAAAUUUUUGAUGUUGGCCAGGCGUAUGUUACGUUACAUGUUUAAGUUGUUGAAAAACUCUGAAUGGAGUUUAGAAGCAUUGGAAGUGUUCAAUAAACAUGCAACUGAAACAGUACUAUUUGAAAAUGUAUCCGCAAAAGGUUUAACUAUGCACUAUUUUGACAUAUUUUUCGAGGAAUUGGCUAAAGUAUCUGAAGGUAAAAUUUCAGCAGAACAGGUUGGCGUGUUUGUCAAACCAUUUGUUAAGUUUAUGGCCACACAAAGAGAUUUCAACUUAAUUUCUCACUGCCGUACUAGAGUAUUUUAUCAUUUACUUUACCAAAGUGGUUUGGGUAGAGAAUACAGUGAGAAAUAUAAUGCCUGGAAAGAAAUGGGUUUUCCCACAAAACAUAUCGAUGAUUUAGAGAAAGUAGAAGAAUCAGAACACGAAGACAAUGUUGAAGCAGAACCUGUUGAAAGCAAUGCUGGUAAUAAACAUUUAGAUCCACGUGCUGGUAAUGUGGACGUUUUUAUGCCUGAGUUACCUUUGGAUGCCGAACCAGUUAUUAAGGAAACUGAACACUUUCUUUAUAAGGAGGAAUGUGCCACAAAACGUAGGAAAAUAUUAAAAAAAUUAUUAGAUUUAUUUAAAACCUACCAAAGUGGUGAAUUUCCUUUGGGUAUCAAAACCAUGCCACGAUUUGAGGGCAAAUCGGAAAAGCCUCUAAUUAAGGAAAAAAUAAAACAAUUGGAUAAUUUGGAAAAUGAAUUAUAUGGUGUAGAUAGGAAACUAAAACAAAUGACCAAACGUAAAAGGAGAAAAUUUUUGAAAUCAUUAAACUUUGAUGAUAUUGACGAAAGUAAUUAUGAGCAAAGUUUGGAAAAAGCUUUGCCAAAAGACUAUCUUAAGGAGCGUAGAAAGAGGUCGCAAAAAUCCUUUAUGUCAGCUUGGAUAGAAGAGGAACUAGACGAAGAAGACUUAAAACCCAAAAAGGCUAAAAAGGAAUCCUUAAUUAACGAUGAAAAUGUGACAGGGCAAGGACAAAAAAUCCAUAAUAAAAAGAAUAAAUUGAAACCACAGAAUUCUGAAAUCGAAGACUCAAUUGAAUCUGUUAAAAAAUCAAAAAAAGUGGAAAAGUCUUUAAAAGUAACAAGUAACGAUGAUACACCUGUCGCAAUAAAUAAAAAAUCAAACAAGAAUAAAGCCGAGUUGGCAGAGCAGAACAACAACAAUGAUAUCGUAAACAAAGUCAACAAGCAGUCAAUGGUUUUAAAAAUAUCUGAUCCUCAAGAACAAUCCACUCCAAAAUCAAAACCAAAAGAAUCGAAAGUCUUAAAAAUAUCAGAUGCUGACGAACAGAUUACGCCUAAAUCAAAAAAUAAGCCCACAAACGAAUGGGACGAGCCCUUGGGCGAAGGUGAAGUAGAAUAUUUUUUGCCCUCCCGUAAAUUACAAGUAAAAAAAGCAAAUGUGGAUUUAGUGCUAAAUCCAUUGGCAAAACAACGUUUAGCAGACAACCAAUCUACGCCUGUUAACAGCAAGAAGACAUCUUUUUCGGCGACAAAUACUCCAAAAACUCCCGGCAGCAACAAACGUGUCAAGAUUGCAUUAAAACAUAACACAUCCCAAAAUCCUCUUGAAUAUAUACAACAAAUAAAAAGUUCACCGAAUAUACCCUACGAUGCUAAAAAGAAACCCGGCAAGGGAUUAUUAAAACCUAAUGCAAUGCCAAGUCCUAUUAAUCCAUUUUACAAAAAGAAAAUUGGUUUAAAAUUACUAAAUGAUACUAUUUGAUAUUGUUGUAAUAAAAUUUCUUCAUUUUAUAAAUUUAAGUAAACAAAAUGUUAAUUUUAAAAUAUAAGCUUUCUUUAAAAAUAAUAAUUUGAAAUAAAGAGUAGACUUUA